GACUGGUGGUUGUCUUUGCAGGCAGGCAUUUGCUUAGAGCAGGCUGCGUGUGAGCCCCACGUCAAGAAAUUCCGGCCUCCUCAGUCAGCGUCAGUGGAACUAGACUCUGCUGAGGGGACUGGCUGUGAAGGAUGAGUUCAGGGUGGGAUGACGGACCGCUUCUGGGACCAGUGGUAUCUUUGGUAUCUCCGCUUGCUCCGGCUGCUGGAUCGAGGUUCUUUUCGGAAUGAUGGUUUGAAAGCUUCUGAUGUUCUUCCCAUCCUAAAGGAAAAAGUGGCCUUCGUUUCUGGGGGCCGUGAUAAACGAGGUGGACCCAUCCUGACCUUCCCUGCUCGCAGCAAUCAUGACAGAAUAAGACAGGAAGACCUACGGAAACUCGUGACCUAUUUGGCCAGCGUGCCAAGUGAGGACGUGUGCAAACGUGGCUUCACCGUCAUCAUCGACAUGCGGGGCUCAAAGUGGGACCUCAUCAAGCCCCUCCUCAAGACGCUACAGGAAGCUUUUCCAGCCGAGAUCCAUGUGGCCCUCAUCAUUAAACCCGACAACUUCUGGCAGAAACAGAAGACCAACUUUGGCAGCUCCAAAUUCAUCUUUGAGACGAGCAUGGUGUCUGUGGAGGGCCUCACAAAGCUGGUGGACCCCUCCCAGCUGACCGAGGAGUUCGAUGGCUCAUUGGACUACAAUCACGAGGAAUGGAUUGAGCUGCGGCUCUCCCUGGAGGAGUUCUUCAACAGCGCUGUGCACCUGCUCUCACGCCUGGAGGACCUGCAGGAGAUGCUGGCCAGGAAGGAGUUCCCUGUGGAUGUGGAGGGCUCUCGGCGGCUCAUCGAUGAGCACACACAGCUCAAGAAGAAGGUGCUGAAGGCCCCCGUGGAGGAGCUGGACCGGGAGGGGCAGCGGCUACUGCAGUGCAUCCGCUGCAGUGAUGGCUUCUCAGGGCGCAAUUGCAUCCCUGGCAGUGCUGACUUCCAGAGCCUGGUGCCCAAGAUCACAAGCCUGCUAGACAAGCUGCAUUCCACCCGGCAGCACCUGCACCAGAUGUGGCAUGUGCGCAAGCUCAAGCUGGAUCAGUGCUUCCAGCUGCGGCUUUUUGAGCAGGAUGCGGAGAAGAUGUUCGACUGGAUAAGCCACAACAAGGAAUUAUUUCUCCAGAGCCAUACAGAGAUCGGAGUCAGCUACCAGCAUGCUCUAGACCUCCAGACACAGCACAAUCACUUCGCCAUGAACUCCAUGAAUGCCUAUGUCAACAUCAACCGCAUCAUGUCCGUGGCUUCCCGCCUCUCUGAGGCUGGUCAUUAUGCAUCACAGCAAAUCAAGCAGAUUUCCACACAGCUGGACCAGGAGUGGAAGAGCUUUGCAGCCGCCCUGGAUGAACGUAGCACCAUUCUUGCCAUGUCUGCAGUAUUCCACCAGAAGGCUGAGCAGUUUCUGUCAGGAGUGGACGCCUGGUGCAAAAUGUGCAGUGAAGGUGGCCUACCAUCCGAGAUGCAGGACCUGGAGCUGGCAAUCCACCACCACCAGUCUUUGUAUGAGCAGAUGACUCAGGCCUACACAGAGGUCAGCCAGGAUGGCAAAGCCCUGCUGGAUGUGCUUCAGCGUCCCCUGAGUCCUGGGAACUCUGAGUCCCUCACGGCCACAGCCAACUACUCCAAGGCAGUGCACCAGGUACUGGAUGUGGUGCAUGAGGUGCUGCACCAUCAGCGGCGACUUGAGAGCAUCUGGCAGCACCGCAAGGUGCGGCUCCACCAGCGGCUGCAGCUCUGCGUUUUCCAGCAGGACGUUCAGCAGGUGUUGGAUUGGAUUGAAAACCAUGGUGAGGCCUUUCUUAGCAAACACACAGGGGUUGGGAAGUCCCUGCACCGAGCCCGAGCCCUGCAGAAGAGACAUGAUGACUUUGAAGAGGUGGCUCAGAAUACAUACACCAAUGCGGACAAGCUCCUAGAAGCAGCAGAACAGCUGGCGCAGACUGGGGAAUGUGACCCUGAGGAGAUCUACAAGGCAGCUCGACACCUGGAGGUGCGCAUCCAAGACUUUGUGCGCAGGGUGGAACAGCGGAAGCUUCUCCUGGACAUGUCUGUCUCCUUCCACACACACACCAAAGAGUUGUGGACAUGGAUGGAAGACCUUCAGAAGGAGAUGCUGGAAGAUGUCUGUGCAGACUCAGUGGAUGCGGUCCAGGAACUAAUCAAGCAGUUCCAGCAGCAGCAGACUGCCACUCUGGACGCCACGCUCAACGUCAUCAAGGAAGGCGAAGACCUUAUCCAGCAGCUCAGGUCAGCGCCUCCCUCCCUGGGGGAGCCCAGCGAGGCCAGGGACUCAGCUGUGUCCAACAACAAGACACCCCACAGUAGCUCCAUUAGCCACAUUGAGUCAGUCCUGCAGCAGCUGGACGACGCCCAGGUGCAGAUGGAAGAGCUCUUCCAUGAGCGGAAGAUCAAGCUGGACAUCUUUCUGCAGCUGCGCAUCUUUGAGCAGUACACCAUUGAGGUGACAGCAGAGCUAGAUGCCUGGAACGAGGACUUGCUCCGGCAAAUGAACGACUUCAACACGGAGGAUCUGACACUGGCAGAGCAGCGGCUCCAGCGCCACACGGAGCGGAAGCUAGCCAUGAACAACAUGACCUUCGAGGUCAUUCAGCAGGGCCAGGAUUUGCACCAGUACAUCAUGGAGGUCCAGGCCUCAGGAAUUGAGUUAAUCUGUGAGAAAGACAUUGAUCUGGCAGCCCAGGUGCAAGAGCUGCUGGAGUUUCUCCAUGAGAAGCAGCACGAAUUGGAGCUCAACGCAGAGCAGACACAUAAGCGGCUCGAGCAGUGCCUCCAACUGCGGCACCUCCAGGCCGAGGUCAAACAGGUCCUGGGAUGGAUCCGCAAUGGGGAGUCAAUGCUCAAUGCCAGCCUGGUCAAUGCCAGCUCUUUGUCUGAAGCAGAGCAACUGCAGCGGGAGCACGAGCAGUUCCAACUGGCCAUCGAGUCCCUCUUUCAUGCCACUUCCUUGCAGAAGACGCACCAGAGUGCCCUGCAGGUACAGCAGAAAGCUGAGGCACUGCUCCAGGCCGGCCAUUAUGAUGCAGAUGCCAUCCGGGAGUGUGCUGAGAAGGUUGCCCUCCACUGGCAGCAGCUCAUGCUGAAGAUGGAAGACCGGCUAAAACUGGUCAAUGCCUCUGUGGCCUUUUACAAAACUUCUGAACAGGUUUGUAGUGUCCUGGAGAGCUUAGAGCAAGAAUACCGGAGAGAUGAGGACUGGUGUGGUGGUCGAGAUAAACUGGGGCCGGCAGCAGAGAUCGACCACGUCAUUCCACUCAUUAGUAAACAUCUAGAACAAAAGGAGGCCUUUCUUAAGGCCUGUACCCUGGCACGGCGGAAUGCUGAGGUGUUUCUCAAGUACAUCCACAGGAACAACGUCAGCAUGCCCAGUGCCGCCAGCCAUACUCGGGGACCUGAGCAGCAAGUGAAAGCCAUCCUGAAUGAGCUUUUACAGAGGGAGAAUCGCGUCCUGCACUUCUGGACCUUGAAGAAGCGGCGGUUAGACCAGUGUCAGCAAUACGUGGUGUUUGAGCGCAGCGCUAAGCAGGCGCUUGACUGGAUCCAAGAAACAGGUGAAUAUUACCUCUCAACACAUACCUCCACGGGAGAGACCACAGAGGAGACUCAGGAACUACUGAAAGAAUAUGGGGAAUUCAGGGUGCCUGCCAAGCAAACAAAGGAGAAGGUGAAGCUUCUAAUUCAGCUGGCCGAUAGCUUUGUGGAAAAAGGCCACAUUCAUGCCACAGAGAUCAGGAAAUGGGUGACCACGGUGGACAAGCAUUACAGAGACUUCUCUCUGAGGAUGGGAAAGUACCAGUACUCCCUGGAGAAAGCCCUAGGAGUCAACACAGAGGAUAACAAGGACCUGGAGCUGGACAUCAUCCCAGCAAGCCUUUCUGAUCGUGAGGUCAAGCUGCGGGACGCCAAUCACGAAGUCAAUGAAGAGAAGCGAAAGUCUGCCCGGAAGAAAGAAUUCAUUAUGGCUGAACUGCUCCAGACAGAGAAGGCUUAUGUAAGGGACUUGCAUGAGUGCUUAGAGACCUACCUGUGGGAAAUGACCAGUGGUGUGGAGGAGAUCCCCACUGGGAUCCUUAAUAAAGAACAUAUCAUCUUUGGCAACAUCCAGGAGAUCUACGAUUUUCAUAACAACAUCUUCCUCAAAGAGCUGGAGAAGUAUGAGCAGCUGCCUGAGGACGUGGGACACUGCUUUGUUACCUGGGCAGAUAAAUUUCAGAUGUAUGUCACCUACUGUAAAAACAAACCUGAUUCCAACCAGCUGAUUCUGGAGCAUGCAGGCACCUUCUUUGAUGAGAUACAGCAGCGGCAUAGUCUGGCCAACUCCAUCUCCUCCUACCUAAUUAAGCCUGUCCAGAGGAUCACCAAGUACCAGCUGCUCCUGAAGGAACUUUUAACAUGCUGUGAAGAAGGGAAGGGGGAGCUCAAGGAUGGCCUGGAGGUGAUGCUCAGUGUCCCAAAGAAAGCCAAUGAUGCCAUGCAUGUCAGCAUGCUGGAAGGGUUCGACGAGAACCUGGAUGUGCAGGGGGAGCUGAUUCUCCAGGAUGCCUUUCAAGUAUGGGACCCGAAGUCGCUGAUCCGAAAGGGGCGGGAGCGGCACUUAUUCCUCUUUGAGAUCUCCUUGGUUUUUAGCAAGGAGAUCAAAGAUUCUUCAGGACACACGAAAUAUGUUUACAAGAACAAGCUACUGACCUCAGAGCUGGGUGUGACCGAGCACGUAGAGGGGGAUCCCUGCAAAUUUGCCUUGUGGUCUGGGCGCACCCCAUCCUCAGACAAUAAAACCGUGCUGAAAGCCUCCAACAUAGAAACCAAGCAGGAGUGGAUCAAGAAUAUACGUGAGGUGAUUCAAGAAAGGAUCAUUCACCUGAAAGGAGCUUUAAAGGAGCCAAUUCAGCUCCCCAAAACACCAGCCAAACAGAGGAACAAUAGUAAGAGGGACGGAGUGGAGGAUGUUGACAGCCAGGGGGAUGGGAGCAGCCAGCCAGAUACCAUCUCCAUCGCCUCUAGGACCUCUCAGAACACAGUGGACAGUGACAAGCUCUCUGGCGGAUGUGAGUUGACCGUGGUCCUCCAGGACUUCAACGCUGGCCACAGCAGCGAGCUGACCAUCCAGGUGGGACAGACGGUGGAGCUACUGGAGCGGCCAACUGAGCGGCCAGGCUGGUGUCUAGUGCGCACCACGGAACGGAGUCCCCCACAGGAAGGCCUGGUCCCCAGCAGCGCCCUGUGCAUCUCCCAUUCCCGAAGCAGUGUGGAGAUGGACUGCUUCUUCCCCUUGGUGAAAGAUGCAUACUCUCAUUCCUCAAGUGAAAACGGAGGCAAGUCUGAGUCAGUGGCCAACCUGCAGUCUCAGCCCUCCCUGAACUCCAUCCACAGCUCCCCAGGUCCCAAGCGCUCCACCAACACCCUUAAGAAGUGGCUGACGAGUCCUGUGCGCCGGCUCAACAGUGGGAAAACAGAUGGAAACAUCAAGAAGCAGAAGAAAGUACGCGAUGGUCGGAAGAGCUUCGACCUGGGAUCUCCCAAGCCUGGGGAUGAGACGACCCCUCACGGAGACAGUGCUGAUGAGAAGAGCAAGAAAGGUUGGGGUGAAGAUGAGCCAGAUGAAGAAUCACAUACCCCGCUGCCUCCACCUAUGAAGAUCUUUGACAAUGACCCUACGCAGGAUGAGAUGUCCUCCUCUUUGCUAGCAGCCCGGCAGGCUUCCGCCGAAGUACCUACUGCUGCAGACCUUGUCAGUGCAAUAGAACAGUUGGUCAAAAGCAAGCUGAGCCUAGAAGGAGGCUCAUACCGGGGGAGCUUGAAAGACCCACCAGGCUGCCUGAAUGAGGGGAUGACCCCACCCACACCUACUAGAAACCUGGAAGAAGAACAGAAAGCCAAGGCCCUGCGAGGCAGGAUGUUUGUCCUGAAUGAGCUGGUACAGACUGAGAAAGACUAUGUCAAGGAUCUGGGGAUUGUGGUGGAGGGCUUCAUGAAGAGAAUAGAAGAAAAGGGUGUCCCCGAGGACAUGCGAGGAAAGGACAAAAUCGUAUUUGGAAAUAUUCACCAGAUUUAUGACUGGCAUAAGGAUUUCUUCCUGGCUGAACUGGAAAAAUGUAUCCAGGAGCAAGACAGAUUGGCACAGCUUUUUAUUAAACAUGAGCGGAAGCUGCACAUCUACGUGUGGUACUGCCAGAACAAGCCACGCUCAGAGUACAUCGUUGCUGAGUACGAUGCCUUCUUUGAAGAGGUGAAACAGGAGAUAAAUCAAAGGCUGACACUUAGCGACUUCCUCAUCAAGCCCAUUCAGAGAAUAACAAAAUAUCAGUUGCUCCUCAAGGACUUCCUGAGAUACAGCGAGAAGGCGGGUUUGGAGUGUUCAGAUAUCGAGAAAGCCGUGGAGUUAAUGUGCCUUGUUCCAAAACGCUGCAAUGACAUGAUGAAUCUGGGACGCCUGCAGGGCUUUGAGGGCACCCUGACCGCUCAGGGGAAGCUGCUGCAGCAGGACACAUUCUAUGUGAUUGAGCUGGAUGCAGGCAUGCAGUCCCGGACCAAGGAGAGGCGUGUGUUCCUCUUUGAGCAAAUUGUCAUCUUCAGUGAACUGCUCAGGAAGGGAUCUCUCACCCCGGGCUACAUGUUCAAAAGGAGCAUCAAGAUGAAUUACUUGGUCCUGGAGGAGAACGUAGACAAUGACCCCUGCAAGUUUGCGCUCAUGAACAGGGAAACUUCAGAGAGGGUCAUUCUGCAAGCUGCCAACCCUGACAUCCAGCAGGCCUGGGUGCAGGACAUCAAUCAAGUCUUAGAAACACAGCGAGACUUCUUAAAUGCGCUACAGUCACCGAUUGAGUACCAGCGGAAGGAGAGGAGCACAGCUGUGAUGAGGUCCCAGCCUGCUAGGGCUACCCAAGCCAGCCCCAGGCCCUAUUCCUCCGUCCCCAUGGGCUCUGAGAAGCCCCCAAAGGGCUCCAGCUAUAACCCGCCUCUGCCACCCCUGAAGAUAUCUACCUCCAAUGGCAAUCCAGGGUUCGACUACCACCAGCCUGGGGACAAGUUUGAGGCCAGCAAGCAGAGUGACCUGGGAGGCUGCAAUGGGACCUCAUCCAUGGCCGUGAUCAAAGAUUACUAUGCACUGAAGGAGAAUGAAAUUUGUGUGAGCCAAGGUGAGGUGGUCCAGGUCCUCGCAGUCACCCAGCAGAACAUGUGCCUGGUGUACCAGCCUGCCAGCGACCAUUCACCUGCAGCCGAGGGCUGGGUCCCGGGCAGCAUCCUGGCACCGCUCACCAAAGCCACGGCAGCAGCCGAAAAUAGUGACGGGAGCAUCAAGAAGUCAUGUUCAUGGCAUACUCUACGCAUGAGAAAGCGGGCGGAAGUGGAGAACACGGGUAAAAAUGAAGCCACAGGGUCUCGUAAACCCAAGGAUAUUCUGGGCAACAAAGUCUCUGUUAAAGAGACGAACAGUUCCGAGGAGUCAGAGUGUGAUGAUCUUGAUCCUAAUACUAGCAUGGAGAUCUUAAAUCCAAAUUUCAUCCAAGAAGUGGCCCCAGAAUUCCUUGUGCCCUUAGUGGACGUGACCUGCUUGCUUGGGGACACAGUGACACUGCAGUGCAAAGUCUGUGGGCGGCCGAAGCCCACCAUCACCUGGAAGGGUCCAGACCAGAACAUCCUUGACACGGACAGCAGCUCUGCCACCUACAACCUCUCUUCCUGCGAUUCUGGUGAAAUCACCCUGAAGAUCUGUAAUCUGAUGCCCCAGGACAGCGGGAUUUAUACCUGCAUAGCAACAAAUGACCACGGGACCGCAUCAACAUCUGCUGCGGUUAAAGUGCAAGGUGUCCCAGCGGCCCCUAACCGCCCCAUCGCCCAGGAGAGAAGCUGCACCUCUGUGAUUCUCCGCUGGCUGCCCCCGUCCAGCACGGGAAACUGCACCAUUUCCGGUUACACCGUGGAGUACAGAGAGGAAGGUUCUCAGGCCUGGCAGCAGUCAGUAGCUUCGACCUUGGACACUUACCUCGUCAUCGAAGACCUCAGCCCUGGGAGUCCUUAUCAGUUCCGAGUCAGUGCCAGUAACCCCUGGGGCAUCAGCCUUCCCAGCGAGCCCUCGGAGUUCGUGAGACUUCCAGAAUACGAUGCUGCUGCUGAUGGUGCCACCAUUUCCUGGAAGGAAAAUUUUGAUUCGGCUUAUACGGAGCUGAAUGAAAUUGGAAGAGGCCGUUUCUCCAUAGUAAAGAAGUGCAUUCACAAAGCUACCCGCAAAGAUGUUGCUGUGAAAUUUGUUAGCAAAAAAAUGAAGAAAAAAGAGCAGGCUGCCCAUGAGGCCGCCCUACUUCAGCACCUGCAGCACCCACAGUACAUCACCCUCCACGACACUUAUGAGUCUCCCACGUCCUAUAUCCUGAUUUUAGAACUGAUGGAUGAUGGCCGGCUCUUAGACUACCUUAUGAAUCACGAUGAGCUCAUGGAAGAAAAGGUAGCUUUCUACAUCCGAGACAUCAUGGAAGCUCUGCAGUACCUUCACAACUGCAGGGUUGCGCACUUGGACAUCAAGCCCGAGAACCUGCUCAUUGACCUGCGGAUUCCAGUGCCUCGCGUGAAGCUCAUCGACUUGGAGGAUGCUGUCCAGAUCUCAGGGCACUUCCACAUCCACCACCUGCUGGGGAACCCUGAGUUUGCUGCCCCGGAAGUGAUCCAGGGCAUCCCCGUGUCCCUGGGCACCGACAUCUGGAGCAUAGGGGUGCUGACAUACGUGAUGCUGAGCGGGGUCUCCCCCUUCUUGGAUGAGAGCAAAGAGGAGACGUGCAUCAAUGUAUGCAGGGUGGACUUCAGCUUCCCCCACGAAUACUUCUGUGGCGUGAGCAAUGCUGCCAGAGAUUUCAUCAACGUGAUCCUGCAGGAAGACUUCCGGCGGCGGCCCACAGCAGCCACCUGCCUGCAGCACCCGUGGCUGCAGCCCCACAAUGGCAGCUACUCCAAGAUCCCGCUGGACACCUCCCGCCUGGCCUGCUUCAUAGAACGCCGCAAGCACCAGAACGAUGUGCGGCCUAUUCCCAACGUCAAGAGCUACAUCGUCAGCCGGGUCAACCAAGGGACGUAG
Molecule: messenger RNA, 9111 nt
Organism: Pteronotus mesoamericanus
Lineage: Eukaryota; Metazoa; Chordata; Mammalia; Chiroptera; Mormoopidae
Gene: KALRN
Product: kalirin RhoGEF kinase
Exons: 60
Coding region: 148-9111 (2987 amino acids)
Biological process (GO): intracellular signal transduction; protein phosphorylation; axon guidance
Cellular component (GO): cytoplasm; plasma membrane; postsynaptic density
Molecular function (GO): ATP binding; guanyl-nucleotide exchange factor activity; protein kinase activity
Source: RefSeq, a predicted model, not a curated record